AAAAAUAUAAACCAUGCUUUGCAAUCUUCCAAGCCCAAACCGUUGCAUUGCCUCCUCGCUCCUUUCUUCUUUGUUCUAGACUCUAGUACUGAUGCUAGUAGUCCCUACAAAAGCAAGCUAAACCAAAAAGCUCGUAUCAAAUUCGCUCAUUUCAAUUUCCAGAUCCAGAUCCUGGUCCUAGAUCUACUUAAGUCGUUGUUUAUGUAUCUGUAUAUUGUGUGCGUGCAUGAUCAAUACGCCAUCUUGUACUCUUUUUACUUCUUUUUGUUGUGCUUAAAUCGCUGUUGAUUACAGUGUUGCCCUGGAAGUUGGAUGAUUGGCAUGGCUUCAUCUGGUACAUAUGAAGUUGUUGAAAGGCAUGUUAAGGACAAAGACCACAAGAAAGAUGAAGAUAAAGGUGGAUUUAUUGAGAAGGUGAAGGAUUUCAUUCAUGACAUUGGCGAGAAGAUUGAGGAAGCUAUUGGAUUUGGGAAGCCUACUGCAGAUGUUGCAGCGGUUCACAUCCCUCGUAUCAAUCUUGACAAGGCAGAUAUUGUUGUCGAUGUUCUCAUAAAGAACCCAAAUCCUGUGCCAAUCCCUCUGAUUGACAUAAACUAUUUGAUUGAGAGUGAUGGAAGGAAACUUGUUUCAGGGUUGAUCCCAGACGCUGGGACAAUCCAUGCACAUGGUGAAGAGACUGUCAAAAUACCAGUUAAUCUGGUUUAUGAUGACAUCAAAAAUACAUAUGACGAUAUUAAGCCCGGAAGCAUAGUUCCAUAUAGGAUCAAGGUUGACCUCAUUGUAGACGUGCCUGUUUUCGGUAGGCUAACACUACCACUUGAGAAAACUGGAGAGAUCCCCAUACCUUACAAACCUGAUAUUGAUCUUGAGAAAAUUAAAUUUCGGAGAUUCUCUUUUGAAGAAACUGUUGCAGUUCUUCAUUUGAAAGUGGAAAAUAAGAAUGACUUUGACUUGGGCUUAAAUUCACUAGACUAUGAGGUUUGGCUUUCUGAUGUGAGCAUUGGAGGUGCAGAACUCUCAAAUUCUACAAAAAUUGAUAAGAAUGGAAUAAGUUACAUUGAUAUUCCCAUCACCUUCAGGCCUAAGGACUUUGGCUCUGCACUUUGGGACAUGAUUAGGGGAAAAGGUACUGGUUACACCUUGAAAGGACAUAUUAAUGCGGAUACACCCUUUGGAGCAAUGAAUUUACCCAUCAGCAGGGAGGGCGGUACCACUCGUCUCAAGAAGAACAAAGAAGAUGGUGGGGAUGAUGAUGAUGAUGAUGAGGAAUAAAAAUUGCAUUGGCUGGAGCUCCGAUCAUGAAUUGCUGUCAUCUGUUUCACAGUAGUCGUCCUUAAGAAUAAUAGUUAAAUUUGCACUCGAACUCGUGACUAUUUCGUCGAGUGUUGAUAACUUGAUGUUCAUCUAUUGCAAGCGAAAGUUUAGGGAUUCUAUGCAUUCAUAAUUAUGGUCGUGUUAUUGUGAUGUAGUUGGGCGGUUCUUUUCAGAUUGCAUACCCAUCCUUUUAUCUGUUGAGACCUUUGGAAUGAAAUGGACAAAACCCAGGAAGUAUUUUUCCGUCAA
Molecule: messenger RNA, 1563 nt
Organism: Carya illinoinensis
Lineage: Eukaryota; Viridiplantae; Streptophyta; Magnoliopsida; Fagales; Juglandaceae
Exons: 4
Coding region: 313-1272 (319 amino acids)
Biological process (GO): response to desiccation
Cellular component (GO): cytosol
Source: RefSeq, a predicted model, not a curated record